Messenger RNA from Pelagomonas calceolata, 555 nucleotides. NCBI's taxonomy places the organism in Eukaryota, Pelagophyceae, Pelagomonadales, Pelagomonadaceae. The record is from the annotation of a GenBank genome assembly.
AUGGAUGGGCUCACUCCCGAGAAAAUGAAGGCCGCUUCGAAAAGUGCGCAGGAGGAGUCCGAGCCGGCGUGCAAGCGGCGCCGGGCCGCGAUGGCGCACACGCCGCGCGCCGCGUGGCCCGCGUCGGUGGAGCGCGCCGACGCGGCGGCUCCGCCGGUCGUGGUCGUGGCCAGCGUGCCGGCGGCGACGAAGGGCAAGCGCGUGAAGCGCCAGACGAUCGGGCCCGGCGCGCCGGAGCCGACAGGUGGUGGCGUGGCCCGGGCCGCCGAGUCGUCGGACGACGACUUCGAGAUGGGCGAGACGCUGUCCGAGGAGGAGCGCGCGCGGCGCGCGAAAGCGAAGGCCGAGCGCGAGGGCACCGUCCAGGACAUCUCCGACGAUUCCGUGGCCGCGGGCCUGGACGCGUCCGCGUCGUCGUCGUCGAGCGACUCCGAGUCGUCGGCUUCGGACUCAGACGACUCGGACCCCGACUUCCAGGAAGCCUCAGGGCCGGAGGAUCCUUUUUGAGUGUCCAGACGCGUAGGCUUCGACAAAAACACUAAUCCACAACUAAAU